UUCUCUCUCUCUCUCUCUCGCUCUCUCUAGAAGGACCAGGGAAAGAAGGGUUUUAGCAUAAACCCUUUGGGAACCGAAUAGCAAUGGCUUUGACUAUGAGAGCGGCGGCGGCGGCAGCGGCGGGGCCCACUCGCGGCUUGAGACGGCUGUUCUCGACUGGCUUCGUUCCUCCGAUGAACUCUCCGCCGCCUAAUCCUCGAGUAGAGGCCGAACCAAGCACCAACCUCUUCGUCUCCGGGCUUAACAAGCGUACUACCUCAGAAGGACUACAUAAAGCCUUUUCUGCAUUUGGUGAAGUAGUUCAAGCUCGAGUGGUGACUGAUCGGGUAUCAGGAUUCUCCAAGGGAUUUGGUUUUGUAAGGUAUUCAACCUUAGAAGAUGCUGCCAAAGGCAAACAAGGCAUGGAUGGACAGUUUCUGGAUGGUUGGGUUAUAUUUGCUGAAUAUGCAAGGCCCAGAACAACUACACCACCUCCUGAGAACAAUUCAACUCAGUAUGGCCGUUACUAAUUCCAGUAUUCAAAACGACAAGGUUAUUCAUUAAUAUAUUUGUCAGGCGGACUCUUUGAUCCUGUUUCAUAAUUUGGUCCUCUUGAUUCCUUGAUUCUUAAAAUGGAGGAGAUGAUCCUAAUCUGAGAACCAAUAAGGUUGGAAAUCAUGUAUUAAGAUUGUCUGUUUAAGACAACGUGAAAGAACCCUUUCAUUUAGUGGAACAUGUAGAACUUGUAUUGAUCUAUUCUUAAUUUAUUCCAGCUUUCCCAUGA
Rosa chinensis is the source of this 763-nucleotide messenger RNA. RefSeq names its product organelle RRM domain-containing protein 2, mitochondrial. Gene Ontology annotation, molecular function: RNA binding. Gene Ontology annotation, cellular component: mitochondrion. NCBI's taxonomy places the organism in Eukaryota, Viridiplantae, Streptophyta, Magnoliopsida, Rosales, Rosaceae. Bases 84 to 509 code for a protein of 141 amino acids. The transcript has 4 exons. The record is from RefSeq and is a predicted model, not a curated record. Gene Ontology annotation, biological process: mitochondrial mRNA modification.